ACAAGAAUGUAAAGCAGUGCAAAAAUGCGCAGUAAGAAAAUAAGCCAAACCAGGAAUGCCCAGGCAGGCAACAGACCAGCAUUCUUAAAAACCCGACUUUCGAAGAGGAAUGCCUCGGAGCGUCACAUGAGAGCCGCCUCAAGGAGAGAAGCCCGCGAGAUACAAGAGCAUUCAAAAAAUUCCCCUUCAGGAUCCGCAAAGUGUCAGGGUCAGGGUAAGAGACGUCAGUCUGUCGAAUCCACACCCCCAGAGAUGAAACAGAUGAAGAGGAAGCUGACUGAUGACUCUUUUGACUGCGGAAAUAGUGAUGGCAAGCAGAAAAAAAAUUCUCCAACUAAGAGACCAGAGGAAAAAGCCACUCCUUCAGGGAACAGCAGUGAACCGCAGCCGAAGGGUGGACAGGCACAGAAGAGGAGGAAAAUUUCUUCCGCAGAAGAAAACCUCUCUUCUGUAGAGACUCCAGUUAUAGCAAAGAAUCUUAGGUCUCGAAUAAGGGGAAAUGCGGCUAUUGAAGGCAGUACACCCGGAAAAGAAGCAGAAAAUUCAGGUUCUUCAUUAGGUGGCCUUCCAAAUUCAAGUAAGUCUGGUACUAAGGAAAAUGACUCUCAGAAUAAGAAUAGUCCAGGUCCAAAAAGUACGAAAAAGGGAAAGAAGAGGGCGUCAAAUGGUGGCUCCCCUUCAGAUGCAAAGGAAAGUGUCAAGAUGAGAAAAAGAGAGUCUGGGAAUGCGGAGACAAAACAUGAAACUGCAACUUUGGAAGUGAAUCAAAAUACGGCCAAAAAUACCACAAAGGAGGAUAAAAAUGUAGUGGAGAUAAAAAUAGAAGAAACAAGUAAAAGUACAGCAGAUAGCCCAGUAAAUGAAAUAGGUGAAAAUAUUGGGAGGAGAUUACGGAGAUCUUCAAUCAGGAAUGAAGUGAAAUUGAAAGAAGAAGAAGAAAAAAGAAAUUUAGUAGAGAGUGAAAUGGGUGAAUCAAAUAAUAACAAAGAGACAAAUGCAGUAGAGGAAACAGACAAAGAGGUAGUAGAUGUAAGAAUAAAAGAGAUUAGAAGUAAGGAAGUGGAAAAUGGAGGAGAUAAAUCAGGCAAAAUCACAGAGAAGAAUGCCAAGGAGGCAGGGAGGGACAUAGUGGGGAAUGGGGAUGAAGGCAUAGAAGAAUCAACCAAAGAUACUAUUGAAAAUAUAAAAGAAAGGGCAUACAAAGAUGGAGAGGGAGAUCAAGUGAGAGAAUCAAGAGAAAGUAAUGAAACGGUUGAUAAAAUCUGCUGUAAUAUACCAAAUGAAAGUGUGGAAUCGAAGGGAGAUGAACAGUUAUUGGGAGAAUUGGAAGACCCUGCCAUCCCUUUGGAACAAGAGAUUACGAUGGAAAAUAAAAUAGCCGAAGAACAGACUGUUCUUGAUGGGCAUAGUGAUAUUAGAAAAGAUGGCAGUACAGAAGUUCCCGAUAGCAAUUCGGAAUCAAACCAACCAUGUACCCACAGUCCUAAAAGUGCUUCAAGUGAGAAUGUAAGUGCUCCUCCUGAAAAGAACACCGGGCAGAACCAGGGUAAAAGUACUCCAGCUGCAGGAGACCCAAAGAAGGAAGCUACCUUCAAAUACACACGAGAAGGUAAAGGUGACUCGUCUGAUAUGGGGGACAGUGACACAGCGAGCAGCAGUAUGUUGGAGAGAUCAGGAGCAGUGGAUAAGUCCGUCUCACGAUCAAGUGUUGUCACAAAGUGCUCACAGUUGCCAGGACAGCCCAGUGCUUCAACAUCGAGCCAAAGGAGACCACCCUUAUUGGAGACGCCCCCAACACCAGCUGAGGAGAAAUUCACUCUGAAGAAGAUUGUCCUUGUGUUUGAUCAGCAAGAUUCAAUGCUCAGUAAUCUACAUUUGUCACAUGUUUCAAUUUUAUAUAGACAUAGCCUUGAUUUUAGAUUUGAUAGAGGUUUCAUCGAGACUUGCAGGUCCUAUAUGAAAGGCACACUCUUUGUGAUGAUGUCUGGAGUUAGCACUGCUAUAAAUUUUAAACCUGACAGACGAUGUAGAUAUUUUGGGUGCUUGCCAGCAUUCAAGAGAGUAGAACUUCAGAGAGAUACUGACUCCAGAUUAUAUCAGAUUUUGGUAUCAAGAGCAAAGAUGUUAAGAGAGCACAUAGCUGGGAAUUCCAGUAAAUACAAAGUUUUAUUCACAGACUUGCUACCUUUACAACUAGAUGCUUUAGAAAGAUAUAAUGCUCUCAACCAUUUGAAAACAUCUGGUCAUGUGAUUCCUAUAUUACCAGAAAUGUCGUAUUUGGUGGAAAAUAUUUGUCUCUCAAGUGCCGUGGAGAGGUUUAAUAGUUGGGCACGGACGGAUGCAGCUGCCCAAGGCUUUCAAGAGUGGAGCUGCAUUGAGAAAAUCAGAAAACCACAGUAUUCUAGUAAUGGUAGAACUUUAGUUACAUGUGUCCAAAGGUACCGGAAAGUGGCUAUCACAUCAGCUAUCCGUAAGACUGUGCAAAAGUUAGUUGCGGAUACUAAUUCAGUGUUAACAAAAUCACCACUAAAUAGUUCUGAUUUAUUUAAUUCUUCUCAAGUUGCUUUAGUGAGCCAUGCAGUGCAUUCAACUCCAGAAAUGAGUGCUAAUAUUUCAUUGGCAGCCACAGCAGCUGGUAGCUCACAGACAGAUUCUACGGGCAAAAUGCAAUCUACAACUACUUCAAAACCUACAAACAAGAACUUGUCAAUAAGCCGAGUUGCUGAUAAAAAAACACUCCAUGGAAAAUGCUCUGCACAGGAAAAUCCUGCUACCGUAGUAGGAUUUGAAACAACAGCAAAGAUACCAGGUACAGUAAGCAUGUCAGGAGGAUUAGAAUCAACUUGUGAAACAACAGUAGUCUGUAAUGUAGGAGAUUCUGUAGGGGAGACACCAAUCACAUCAGCUUCAACAAACAAGACAGAAAUUGCAACAAAGUCUACCAGUAAAACAACAACUUUUUCAGACACCACACUAGCCACAACAACAGAUUGUACAAGCAGGACAUCGGCUGCAGUAACAUGUAUGAGCAAGAUGCCCACCACAACAUCUACAAGCAUGACACCAGCAGCAACAACCUCAUCUACAAACAAUGUGCCAGCCACAAUGGUAAUUUCUGCAAGCCAGACAAAGCCAUUAAUAUCUACAAGUGAGAUACCAACCACAACAACAACUUCUACAUACAAGACAACGACUAUAUUUACAAAUAAAAUGCCAAUCACAACACCUUCCACAAGCAAGGCACUCAAUACAACAGUUAUAUGCACAACACCAGCUACACCCAGUGGUUCUAUAAACAAAACACCAAAUACAGAAACUUCUACAAGCAAAAUGCAAACUACAACAAAAGCAGCAGCUUCUGUGAGCAAGAUGUCAACCACUAAAAGUGAGGCAACUGAAACCACAACUACUUUAGGUAAGACAGCAGCUCCUGUAAGCAAGACAGCUGCAGUAACAGCUUCUACAAGCAAGACACAAAAUACAGGGAUAGUUUCUACAAGCAGGACACCAACUACAACAACAGCAUUUUCAGAUGAUACACCAGCUGCUACAACAAUAGAUUUUACAAGAGAGACGAACAAGACAACUGACACAACAGUUUUUACAAGCAUUCCACAAGUUACAACAGUUAUGAGUAAGACACCAACAGCAUCACCAUCUGCUACAACUACUUCCACAAGCAAGGCACCAACUACAACAUCCUCUUCCUGCAAGACACCAACUGUUACAACACCCUCUACAAGCAAGGUGCCACCUACAACACCCUCUACAAGCAAGGUGCCACCUACAACACCCUCUACAAGUAAGGUGCCACCUACAACACCCUCUACAAGUAAGGUGCCACCUACAACACCCUCUACAAGCAAGCAAACACCUCUCUACAAGCCAGCUACAACACCCUCUACAAAGCAAGGUGCCACCUACACACUACCACCUACACAAGCAAGGUGCCACCUACAACACCCUCUACAAGCAAGGUGCCACCUACAAACCUCUACAAGCAAGGUGCCAACUAAAACACCCUCUACAAGCAAGGUGCCACCUACAACACCCUACAAGCAACCACCUACAACACCCUCUACAAGCAAGGUGCCACCUACAACACCCCUCUACAAGCAAGUGCCACCUACAACACCCACUACAGCAAGUAAGGUGCCACCUACAACACCCACUACAAGCAAGGUGCCACCUACAACACCCUCUACAAGCAAGCAACAACCUCUACAAGCAAGACACCAGCUACUACAACAACUACAAGCAACGGCAACUACAAACCUCUACAAGCAAGCAACUACAACACUACAGCAAGGCAACUACAACACCCUCUACAAGCAAGCAACAAACUACAACAACAUCUACAAGCAGGCAACAACUACAACAGCCUCUACAAGCAAGGCGACAACUACAACAGCUUCUACAAGCAAGCCGGCAACUACACCACCCUCUACAAGCAAGGCAACAACUACAACAACAGCCUCUACAAGCAAGGCACCAACUACUUCAACAGCCUCUACAAGUAAGGCACCAACUACAACACCCUCUACAAGCAAGGCACCAACUACUUCAACAGCCUCUACAAGUAAGGCACCAACUACAACACCCUCUACAAGCAAGGCACCAACUACAACACCCUCUACAAGUAAGGCAACAACUGCACCAACUACAACAACAACCUCUACAAGCAAGACACCAACUACAACAACAGCCUCUACAAGCAUGACACCAACUACUACAACAACCUCUACAAGCAAAGCACCAACUACAACAACACCCUCUACAAGCAAACAACUACACACUACUACAACAGCCUCUACAAGCAAGGCACCAACUACUACAACACUCUCUACAAGCAAUGUGACAACUACAGCAACAACCUCUACAAGUGAGGCACCAACUGCUACAACACCCUCUACAACCAAGACACCAACUACUACAACAGUCUCUACAAGCAAGGCACCAAGUACAACAGCCUCUACAAGCAAAGUGACAACUACAACAACAGCCUCUACAAGCAAAGUGACAACUACAACAACAGCCUCUACAAGCAAAGUGACAGCUACAACAACAGCCUCUACAAGCAAAGUGACAACUACAACAACAGCCUCUACAAGCAAAGUGACAACUACAACAACAGCCUCUACAAGCAAGAUGCCAAUUACAACAAAACCUACAAGCACAGUACCAAAUACAACACCCUCUACAAGCAAGGUGCCACUUACACAAACUACAACACCCUCUACAAGCAAGGCACCAACUACAACACCCUCUACAAGCAAGACUACUACAACAGCUCUACAAGCUCAACUACACAGCCUCUACAAGCAACAAAGUACUACAACAGCCUCUACAAGCAAGUCACCAACUACUACAACAGCCUCUACAAGCAAGUCACCAACUACUACAACAGCCUCUACAAGCAAGUCACCAACUAGUACAACACCCUCUACAAGCAAGGCACCAACUACUACAACACCCUCUACAAGCAAGCAAGGCACCAACUACACACAGCCUCUACAAGCAAGCACAGUACAACCAACUACAACAGCCUCUACAAGCAAGGCACCAACUACUACAACACCCUCUACAAGCAAGGCACCAACUACAACACCCUCUACAAGCAAGGCACCAACUACAACACCCUCUACAAGCAAGACACCAACUACUACAACAGCUUCUACAAGCAAGUCACCAACUACUACAACACCCUCUACAAGCAAGUCACCAACUACUGCAACAGCCUCUACAAGCAAGACACCAACUACAACAACAGCCUCUGCAAGCAAGACACCAAUUACUACAAUAACCUCUACAAGCAAAGCACCAACUACAACAACAGCCUCUACAAGCAAGACACCAACUUCAACAACAGCCUCUACAAGCAAGACACCAACUACAACAACACCCUCUACAACGACAACAGCCUCUACAAACAAGGCACCAACUACAACAGCCUCUACAAGCAAGGCGACAACUACAACAGCCUCUACAAGCAAGGCGACAACUACAACAGCCUCUACAAGCAAGGCGACAACUACAACAGCCUCUACAAGCAAGGCGACAACUACAACACCUCUCACAACAACAGCCUCUACAAGCAAGCACAACUACAACAUUACAAGCAAGGGACUUUACAACACCCUCUACAAGCAAGGCAACUACAACAGCCUCUACAAGCAAAGUGACAACUACAACACUGUCUACAAGCAUGGCAACUACUACAACAGCCUCUACAAGCAAGACACCAACAACACCCUCUACAAGCAAAGUGACAACUACAACACUGUCUACAAGCAUGCAAGCUACUACACCCUCUACAAGCAAGACACCAACUACUACAACACCCUCUACAAGCAAGACACCAAACUACACAAGCCUCUACAAGCAAAGACACCAAACUACUACAACAGGCCUCUACAAGCAAGGCACAACUACAACAACACCCUCUACAGCAAGACACCAACUACUACAACACCCUCUACAAGCAAGACACCAACUACAACAACAGCCUCUACAAGCAAGACACCAACUACUACAACACCCUCUACAAGCAAGACACCAACUACAACACCCUCUACAAGCAAGACACCAACUACUACAACACCCUCUACAAGCAAGACACCAACUACUACAACAGCCUCUACAAGCAAGACACAACUACUACAAACACCCUCUACAAGCAAGACACCAACUACUACAACAACAGCCUCUACAAGCAAGACACCAACUACCACAACACCCUCUACAAGCAAGACACCAACUACCCUCUACCACCAACUCACCCUCUACAAGCAAGACACCAACUACUACAACACCCUCUACAAGCAAGACACCAACUACUACAACACCCUCUACAAGCAAGACACCAACUACAACACCCUCUACAAGCAAUGUGACUACAACAACACCCUCUACAAGCUCACCUGCAAGCAAGGCGACAACAACAGCCUCUACAAGCAAGGUAACAACUACAACAACACCCUCUACAAGCAAGGAACUACAACACCUCUACAAGCAAGAACUACAACAAACACCCUCUACAAGCCAACUACAACACCCUCUACAAGCAAAGGUACUACAACAACACCCUCUACAAGCAAGCAAGGUAACAACUACAACAACACCCACUACAAGCAAGGUGACAACAACACCCUCUACAAGAAAGGAACCAACUACAACACCCACUACAAGCAAGGUGCUACCUACAACACCCUCUACAAGCAAAAUGCUUCCUACAACACCCUCUACAAGCAAAAUGCUUCCUACAACAUCCUCUACAAGCAAGGAACCAACUACAACACCCACUACAAGCAAGGUGCUACUUACAACACCCUCUACAAGCAAGGUACUACCUACAACACCCUCUACAAGUAA
Molecule: messenger RNA, 7371 nt
Organism: Penaeus vannamei (Pacific white shrimp)
Lineage: Eukaryota; Metazoa; Arthropoda; Malacostraca; Decapoda; Penaeidae
Source: RefSeq, a predicted model, not a curated record